This is a messenger RNA of Xiphias gladius (swordfish), 896 nucleotides long. RefSeq names its product troponin I, fast skeletal muscle-like. The record is from RefSeq and is a predicted model, not a curated record. Gene Ontology annotation, cellular component: troponin complex. Gene Ontology annotation, biological process: muscle contraction. The transcript has 9 exons. Lineage: Eukaryota; Metazoa; Chordata; Actinopteri; Istiophoriformes; Xiphiidae. Bases 266 to 817 code for a protein of 183 amino acids.
CUGCGUUCCUGCAGACACUCCAGCACGGCCAGGUUGUUGGUCCAGGUGUGUUUGGGGCAGAGGCGGCUCAGGUCCUCCCGGCAGGCCUCCUCCUCCGACAGCUUCCAGCCGCAUCUGAGGGGGACCGUACGCCGCCAUCUUCACACCACUGUCAAACUAGUCCUAAUGAGGCUGCUUCACUUCCGGUGGCGCAGGUUGGCAGGCGUAGAACUGGUCCGACAGCGUCUGAACAGAUCCACCAUGUGGUGAAUCCGCAGCCUGCUAGAUGCAGGCUUCAGCUCCAGUCAGGAUGGCAGAGAAAAAGAUGUCGACGAGCCGGAGGAAUCAGCUCAAGAGCUUGCUGCUGCAGAUCGGCGAGGCGAUGCUGGAGGAGGAGGCGCGGGAGGCCGAAAAGGAGAAGAUGAAGUACAUGGAGGAGAACUGCCCGGCCCUCUCCGUACCAGGCUGCACGCAGGAGCUCCAGGAGCUGUGCCGGAAACUUCACAAGCAGAUUGAUUUGGUGGACGAGGAGCGAUACGACAUGGACAUCAAAGCGGCAAAGUCCAACAAGGAGAUCGACGACCUGAAGCUGAUGGUUCAGGAUCUGAAGGGGAAGUUUAAGAAGCCCGCCCUGAAGAGGGUGCGGAUGUCAGCCGACGCCAUGCUGGCCGCUCUGCUGGGCUCCAAACAUAAAGUGUCCAUGGACCUGAGAGCCAACCUGAAGCAGGUCAAGAAGGAGGUGAAAGAGGAGGAGAAGCAAACGGGCAACUGGAGGAAGAACAUCGAGGACAAGGCCGGGAUGGACGGCAGGAAGAAGAUGUUCGAGACAGAGGCUUGAACAUCACUGCGUUGUUCCGCUGUCGGGUUUAGCGUCAGCAUCAUUCGUUUGUGUGUAAUCAUGUGAGUCCGCAUUGUUG